Messenger RNA from Pipistrellus kuhlii (Kuhl's pipistrelle), 2895 nucleotides. It is a transcript of the gene GJB2, whose product is annotated as gap junction protein beta 2. The transcript has 2 exons. Gene Ontology annotation, biological process: cell communication. NCBI's taxonomy places the organism in Eukaryota, Metazoa, Chordata, Mammalia, Chiroptera, Vespertilionidae. Bases 870 to 1550 code for a protein of 226 amino acids. Gene Ontology annotation, cellular component: connexin complex. The record is from RefSeq and is a predicted model, not a curated record.
UACCCCACCGAGUUUUCUGAACUUCAGUAUUCAAUUCAGUGACAUCGCCCUGAAGGGCAUCACUAGGAAAUCACUGUCAUUUUGCUUCAUUUAUUGUCUUUUUUUUUUUUUCCAUAAUGUGCCUCUUUAGAAACACGGGUAGCCAUCAGUUUCGCAUGAUGGUGAGGACCACCAGUCCAUACUCAAAACAUUCACAAACAUCUAUGCACAUAGUGGCUUUUCUCCAUGAACAGAAAGUUUCCAACCUGUUCUUUUUCAUAUAGUAAAAGGAAGUGAGGCCCUUUUGUGAAAUUUUAACAUAUGGUGCCUCAGAUGUUAACUUCACCAUCCGUAACAUAUAUUUCACUUCUACAUCCCAAAACCAUGACAAUUCAUUGAAACCGUUUAAGGAAAAGGGCUCUGUAGGGAGACAUGCCUGCGACCUUCACAGCAGGUGGGUGGGACUAGGCUCAGUCCCAGGAGUGUGGUGAGGCUAAAAGCAAGCGCACAGCUGAAAUCUGCACUUUGAGUGCCCGGGGAGUGCCUGCUGAGGGAUCAGUCAGCACUAAUUAUGCCUCUAAGUUAGGAGCCCUUUUUUAUUAUGUGCUAAAGACUGGGUGAAUUACUCAGGUGAAUAAGUAUACACUGCUCUUUAUUGGAAAAUACAUAAACAGGUUUGAGGUGGUUUGGGAACCAUCCUUUUUAUCCUAUGGCAAAUUAAGUUGGUUUGGUUUUCACCUUUUGGGUGAAGUUCAGUAAGAGUUGGUGUUUGCUCAGGAAGAGACUUAAGGGUGCUUACUUACCCAGAGAAUUCUUCCAGAUUCUAUCCUGGUGAGUCAUUCCUCUAUUGUGUUCGUCUUGUCUUUUCUAGAGCGAACUGCCCGCAGAAGAUGGAUUGGGGCACUUUGCAGACUAUUCUGGGGGGUGUCAAUAAACACUCCACCAGUAUUGGAAAAAUCUGGCUCACCGUCCUCUUCAUUUUUCGAAUUAUGAUCCUGGUUGUAGCUGCAAAGGAAGUGUGGGGAGAUGAGCAGGCUGACUUUGUCUGCAACACUCUGCAGCCUGGGUGCAAAAACGUGUGCUAUGAUCACUACUUCCCCAUCUCUCACAUACGGCUCUGGGCCCUCCAGCUGAUCUUCGUGUCCACGCCAGCUCUCUUGGUGGCCAUGCAUGUGGCCUACCACAGGCAUGAGAAGAAAAGGAAGUUCAUUAAGGGAGAGAUAAAGAGUGAAUAUAAAGACAUCGAAGAGAUCAAAAACCAGAAGGUCCGAAUAGAAGGGUCCCUGUGGUGGACCUACACCAGCAGCAUCUUCUUCCGGGUCAUCUUUGAAGCUGUCUUCAUGUACGUCUUCUACAUCAUGUAUGACGGGUUCUCCAUGCAGCGUUUGGUGAAAUGUAAUGCCUGGCCUUGUCCCAAUACCGUGGACUGCUUUGUUUCCAGGCCCACAGAAAAGACUGUCUUCACAGUAUUCAUGAUUGCAGUGUCUGGAAUUUGCAUACUGCUGAAUGUCACUGAAUUGUGUUAUUUGCUAAUCAGAUAUUGUUCUGGAAAGUCAAAAAAACCAGUUUAAAACAUUACCCAACUAUUAGAUAAAAAUUAGACAGCAGGAAAAGAAUGAGGCAAUCAGUGCUUAGUUGUCAAGGCCGAGUCACCAGCAUUUCCCAAGGUCAAGAUUUUUAUCUUAAAUGUAUCCGAUUGAAAUUUCUGUAGCUCUCACGUAAAACUCCAAGUGCCUCUACUGGCACACUUCUCUCCUAAACUUAAAACACAAAGACUUGAUCCUAUGCCUAUAUUGAUUUUUACUCAGAUUAGUUCCAAUGAUACCCUGUGCUGGUAGGGGAUAUUUGUGCAAGGUAAUUUCAUAUUUUGAAGAAAGAAUAUUGGCAUUUGUUUCUAUUUCUUUGAGGAAAGGAGAGAAACACCAGGUCCUAAAGAGAAUGCUAAGAAGAGUGAGUGGGUUGCUCUUCUUAUGGUUCUUAUUGCCAUUUUCCCAUUAAUUAAAGGCACACAUAGAUAACCUUGGUUCUUUUAUUCACUUUGGAAGUUCUAGUCUCUUAUGAUGGACAAGGUUACCUAAUGUUUCAAACUGUCAUUUUAUUUUUUUUUUAAGUGAACACUUGAAAAUAUAUUCUUUUGAUCUACAAGACAUUCUGAAAACCAUUAUACUUUCCUCCUAUUUCAACAGCUCUGAUAAUGAUAUGUAAAUGUUGUGUAGCUAGAUACUAUCGUUGCAUUUAAAAUGUGACCUCCCAGUUAUGAAUAAUUUGCAGAGCCACUGUAUUAACUGUGGUAUGUAAUCCACAAAAGCAUUACAACCUCUCUCACAUGAGAUAAACUAGAAGUUCUUAGUGAUGGCUUGACAGCCAAUGGCCUCAUUUCACAACUUUAGGUGUAAUUUUGGAGGAGAAAUAUAGACAAUAUAUCAUCAAUUGCCACCAACUACAGCUGGUUCAAGACACCCUAUCUUUUCAACAUUUGCCUUUUCCAUGACUUGGUAAAGGGUGGAAACACUGAUUUAAAGCAGUUUUUUAGGACUAUUUUGUUGCCACAGUUCAAAACAAAAUGGGGGGUGGGAGGUUCUAUUUUUAAAGAACAGAUGAAAAGACUAGACUCUAAAUUCUGGUGAUUAAAAUAUGAGUUUCCUCUAUUUUAAAAGUUUGCUUGCUUUCCUCUUCAGCUUACAAUUUUUUAAAAGUGAAAAUAGAAUUAAUAGACAUUUUAAAAAAUAGACACUAUGGUUUAGAUAUAUUUAUCAAUUCUCUAGGACACAUUGAACCUUAGUAUUAUUAUCAUGAUGCUUGACCUGGUUUCCAAAAAAUUGUACUCAACAUUCUUCAAUGAGGGUAAACAUUUUUCUUUUGCCAAGAAUAGCAUUAUAAAAAUAUUUUUGUAAUAAUAAAUAAUAGCUUUAAGUA